Molecule: messenger RNA, 1955 nt
Organism: Asparagus officinalis (garden asparagus)
Lineage: Eukaryota; Viridiplantae; Streptophyta; Magnoliopsida; Asparagales; Asparagaceae
Product: transcription termination factor MTERF8, chloroplastic
Exons: 2
Coding region: 1-1386 (461 amino acids)
Biological process (GO): regulation of DNA-templated transcription
Molecular function (GO): double-stranded DNA binding
Source: RefSeq, a predicted model, not a curated record
AUGGCUUCAUCUUCUUCAAUUUCUGCUCUCCUCUCUCCCCCAACCUCAGCGCUGUUCUCAUCAAAAUCCAAAAUCUCCUCUCUCUCCUUCAACAAAAUCCAACCUUUCUUCUUCUUCAAGCAAAAACCCAUCACCCCAAGUACCAUCUCGGCCGCCGCCGCUAACUCCACAUUCAUCCUCCACGAACUCGGCCUCUCUGAGUCCCAAAUCGAUCUCCUCUUUCAAACCCAUCCUCAGAUCGAGCUCUCAUCUACAGAAUCUUUAAACCGCAGAAUAUCACAGCUGCGAUCUCUUAGAAUCACUGAAAGCGCAAUCUCUCGUCGACCCGAGAUUCUAACUUCCCCUGAAUUCGACCCAUUGCUCGAUUUCAUUCAGAAGCACUUAGUUGGAGAAAUCCAACAAGAGAAGCUCGAGAGGUUGCUGAUAUCAACGAACCCAUCAAACUCAAUUGAGAGGAUUCAUCUUCUAUUGGAGCGUGGAAUUCCUGAAGAAAAACUCGCCCACGUCAUCAACAGUGUGAACGUAGGCAAGGUGUUUGAUGGAAUGCAGAUUCGGGAGUUAGAGGAAGUUCUCCUCUUUCUGCAGCGAUUUGGCUCUCCUGAGAUCAUUCUCCGGCGACCGGCAAUCCUGAAUCUCGAUCUCCAAACCCAAUUGAUUCCAAGAAUUAACUUUCUGAUCGAUCUCGCCGACGGAGAGGAAUCCGCUGCUGCGACUUUAAUCAGAAAACUACCCGGAAUUUUGGCUUACACUGUGUCACACUUUAGAUCCCAUCUCAACUUCUGGACCUCGAUCGGCCUCACUAGAGAACAAAUACUCAAAAUGGCGCUAGUCUAUCCGAACAUCUUCAGUGUCAGCAAAGAGCGAAAGCUCAAACCCCGAAUCGAAUUCUUAACCCAAUGCAGCCUCAACACCGAAGAAAUCUUCAAGUUCUUGAUCAAGGCGCCGACUUUCCUAAGCCUCUCAUUCGAGAAAAACCUAUCGAAAAAACUGGGUUUUCUUAUAAAGAUCGGAUACAAACACCAAACGAAAGAAUUGGCUAUUGCAUUAGGGUCUGUGACAAGAACGAGCUGCAAGAAUUUGCAAAUGGUGGUUUCUCUGUUUCUAAGCUACGGGUUCUCUUGCGAGGACUUGUUGAAGAUGAGCAAGAAGCAUCCGCAGAUUUUGCAGUAUAAUUGGGUGUCAUUGGAGAAGAAGAUGGAGUUUUUGAUUGAGGAAAUGGAGAGGGAUGUUGGAGAGUUGAUGGGGUUUCCUGCUUUUUUAGGGUAUAAGCUUGAUGAUAGGAUUAAGCAUAGGUAUGAGAUGAAGAAGGAGAGUAGAGGGAAGGGGAUGUCUCUUAAUAAGUUGCUUAGUGUUUCUACUAAGAGAUUUAACUUGAAGAUGGAGUAGUUUGAGUUUUGAGGUUGGAGGGAAAAUGUGGAUUUGAACUUAUGGAGAAAGGGUCAGAUGAUUGCCCUUGGCUUUUGGCAGUGCUCCAAGAUUGUGAAACUUGUCAAAGUGAUCAAGAUUCAGCAAACGUUAGCAAAGAUCCUACUCAUGACCCACCUCCAAGGUACCUAAAACGCUAAGGAAAAAUACAGUUGUUUUUUGAGACUAUAUGUCCAAUCACGGUGUCUUAAUAUGAGAAGGCUCUUUCUUUUCUUUGUUCACUGGAUUUUUGACACGUGUAAAUUUAAGAUAAUUUUGAAUCGCUCGAAUUACGAAAUUUAUUUUUGGGUGAAUUGCAGAUGCACCCUCUUACUUAGAGAAGGUUAGUACUCCACUUAUUAUCUCCAAUCAUUCCUGUAGUUUUUAUUAGCAUGUUGAUCUUUUAUCUCCAAACGAAGUUAUCUCUCUAUUAUUGUAUGUACAUGUAACACCAGAUCUCUUUGUAACACAUUGAAACAUCAUAAAUCACAGUCAAGAGAGAGAGAGAGAGAGAGAGAGAGAGAGAGAGAGAGAGAGAGAGAGAGAGAGAG